Tripterygium wilfordii is the source of this 1533-nucleotide messenger RNA. RefSeq lists its product as uncharacterized. The transcript is spliced from 5 exons. NCBI's taxonomy places the organism in Eukaryota, Viridiplantae, Streptophyta, Magnoliopsida, Celastrales, Celastraceae. The coding region runs from base 531 to 851 and encodes 106 amino acids. The record is from RefSeq and is a predicted model, not a curated record.
CUGAUACAGUUCUUCAAUUUUAACCACAAUUAUUUAGGUUGAUCUGUAACAUAAUCAAUAUCGUUUGUUUCGAGGAUUGACAUGUUUGAUGUGAAUUCCACCAGAACCGAGUAUUUUAUUGCAGACAUCUUGAGCUUCAAAUUCAUGUAGGGCCUCAUCUAAGGGAAGUUUUCAAAGACCCUGUCAAGAAGGAUAUUAUCUCAAGAAAAUCUUUUCUAUUCGCUCUAUUAAAAGUCUAGUUCACCGUCUGAUGAGAUUUAAUUAAUUUAGGUCAUGCAUGGAGAACACGGAGAUAUUGUGCGGCUUCAACGUGACUUUUGCGGUUGCAGGGUGCUGGUUUUAAUGCUCUACAGCUUGCAGUGUGUGCAGCCCCACAAGAAAAUAUUGAAGGUAAUGGUGCGUGUGAAGUCGUACCUCCUGAUACUUUGACAAACUGGGGAACUUCGAAUGCCAGGACAGAAAAUUUUGAUGGUGGCAAUACAAUAGAUGGUAGUGUGAUCACUUUUCAAUCAGCUUCUCCUGAUCUCAAAAUGGAGUCUUCAGAUCAUAGAAGCAGUGUUUCUGAAUAUCACAAAGAUAAUAGUGAAGGAGGGUCUUUCGAGUUUCCGGGUGGACAUGGUGAUUCGGGGCAGAGAGGUUACACAAACAAAUGUGCAGACCUGACAACCUCAGCAGAGAUUACUGGAGCAACUGUCCAGGUUCCAAAGAAACCAAGCCAUGGAUUUGGUGCACUGCUAGGCAAUGCGACCUCAAAGAGGAAGUUUGAUACUGGUAAAAGGGAGACGGGGGAGAUAAGGUUGGAACAGGAUCAGAACUACUGUGAAUCUCCCGUUCUUCCCUUUUUAGGGUGAGGGCGAAAAAUCAGCGCCACGCGUACAAGGAUGAGAACUCUGUGGGAUCUGCCUUGGAAGAUAAGAAAGCUGAAGAACCAGGUGGUGGUUUGCGGCUUAAACCAUUUGAUUAUGCAACGGCUAGGACACAAGACUAGAUUUGGGGUAGAUGGCUGGGAGGAAUCAGCCAAAGAAGGUUCAGGAGGUAGAAAGAAAAGUGCAGAGGCAACUCAAGCUCAAAAGGAUAAAUAUAUACGGAAAGAGUAUUUUUGUCUAUAAUAUAUUUGAACAGUAAUGCUGCACAUUUUUUUUUUCCUUAGUUGGCAAAAGAAAUAAAUUUUGAAGUUGAACUAUUAGAAGCUUCUUUGUUGAAAAUUUCCAGCGCUUUGAGCAGUCGGGAUGGAUCGAGAAUUGAUGCAUCUUAUGAUUGAGGUGAAUCAUCUGCAGCUAGCUGCUUUCUUAUUCCACAAGCAUUUUCCUUUUCAAGUUUGAUUUCGUGUCGCUCAAGGAAGAAGUGGAUGUUUCCUGGGAUUCAUGUCUGAUUUUUGUUGGUCAUAAUAAGUUAUUUAAUAUAAUGCAUAAUCGUUUUUCUUAGGGGUUAUGAAAACUGACGAGGAUUCUCUUUGUAUAACAGUCCUUUUAAGUCCCUUGAUGCUUCAUUUGAAUCUUUUUUCAAGUGUGUGAUGAUCAUUUUAUAUUUAUG